AUGAGCAAGGGCGCAGAGAUGGCCCUGGCAGAGACCGCCGCCGACCGACUGGGUUGCGCGAUCCGGCGUUUGCGCGCCGUGGAGGAAGGACGAUGGACAGCAGUGCAGCGCGCGGCGACGGAGUUCCCAGGCCUACCCGAUCUCCACCUCCUGGAGGCUGACGCGCCGAGGCUCGCCACAGAGGUGGUCGCAGCCAGGCGGGAGUCUGUCGCGGACAAGAUCAGACGGGUGAAACCUGGUUCAGGCACGAAAUUGCGCGCUCUGCGAGAGGGCGACGGUGGAGUCGCCGCGGAGCCUGGCGAGAUCGCAGAGGAGCUUGCGCGCCAUUGGCGAGGGUUUUUCACGGCGAGGGAGGUGGGCCACGAGAGGUUGGCGGCGCGGCUGCAGGAGAGCGUGGUUCAAGGCGCCGCCGCGCUGCCGACGCGGCCCGCGAGCUGGCGAGUGCGGAGGCAGGACGUGGAAGCAGCGCUGGAGCAGGCCCGGCCCACGGCACCGGGCCAAGAUUGUAUCAGUGCCGUCUUUUGGAAGCGCUUGGGCAAGCUCGUUGUGGACGUGCUCCACGAGACCGGCGCAGAGACCGCCGGGCACGCGUUCAACCUCGGGCUUCUGCGUUGCAUUCCAAAGGAAGCUGCGGAAAUCGACCCAGUGAUUGGACAGGUGUUCACGGCAGACGGCAUGCGCCCAUUGUCUUUGGUCGACGUCGCCUACAGAAUCAUGGCGGGGGCGUGCAAAAGCAGGUGGGAGGAUCCGCUUGGCCCAUGGGUGUCCUCUAACCAGAGAGGCUUCUUCCCCGGCCGCUCCACGCCGGCAAACGCGGUGGAGCUGGAGCACCGCGCCAUGCUCGCAGCACUGCAGAAGCCGCGCGGGAUGCUGCUGCUGAUAGACUUCAAGGUGGCCUUCCCAAGCGUGUCUCGCCGGUACCCCUGGCGAUGCCUGGAAGAUUGUGGAAUGCCGACCGAGGCGCUCUGGGUCUUAGGCGCCUUGUGCGACAACGGGCGCUGCGCCAUGUCCGUGGGCGGCCGCCGUUGCCCUGGGUCCAACAUGAGCUCGGGCAUCCGCCGAGGCUGCCCGCUGCCGCCGCUGGUUUUCGCGACUGCGAUGGAUUUUCUGCUGCGCGUUCUAGCCCCGCGUCUGGGCCCCGACGUGGCGAUCCGCGCUUUUGCCGACGACGUGGGUAUCGUUCUCACAGACGCGGAGAAGCAGCUUCCAGUACUUGAGCAAUCUCUGCGCGAAUUUGGAAAUCUCUCCGGCAUGUCGAUAAACUUGCCAAAGACGGUGGGCAUCCCGCUGUGGGGGGAUUCGCUGGAGUCCGCAGCAGUAGCAGUGGCAGGCGCGUGCCCGGCUUGGGGGCGGCUUCCGCUGAAGCGGGCGGCGAUUUACUUGGGCUGCGCGGUCGGGCCAGGCAAGGAGGACCUUUCUUUGGAGACUCUGGAACUCUGCGGCGCGGAAGUUCCGCGAAAGGGGCCCGGCAACUGGGCGACGCAGGAUGAUCUGUGGGGCCCAAGGGAGCAUUACGGCAUGCCGCGUUCCUUCGGUUCCGUGGCGGCGAUGGCGCGCGCCUGCCAGAUGAGGGCCCUUUGCUUGGAGAGCUCCACCCGCGGUGGAUUGCAGAUCGACGGCAAGGGUCUGCAGCUCCAGGCGGAGUGGUUGCUGUCACGCUGGCUGGGCGUGUACGAUCUCCAGCUCCAGGAGAACACCUUGGUGCUCGGAGCGCUUGGCGCCUAUGUUGUAUACCGCGCCUCCAACGUGGCCCGGGCCCACAGCGGGAUGCCAGCUGAAGUUGCUUCACGAGCUUUGCAGCAGGCGCUGAGGGAGGCCGCGGCCGGACACCGCGGCGCAGAACGGACGCUGGCGGAGCUGUGGGCAUAA
Messenger RNA from Prorocentrum cordatum, 1869 nucleotides. The record is from the annotation of a GenBank genome assembly. Lineage: Eukaryota; Dinophyceae; Prorocentrales; Prorocentraceae.